This is a messenger RNA of Xyrauchen texanus (razorback sucker), 2586 nucleotides long. Its product is annotated as fatty acyl-CoA reductase 1-like. Gene Ontology annotation, biological process: long-chain fatty-acyl-CoA metabolic process. Gene Ontology annotation, molecular function: alcohol-forming very long-chain fatty acyl-CoA reductase (NADP+) activity. Gene Ontology annotation, cellular component: peroxisome. The transcript is spliced from 12 exons. NCBI's taxonomy places the organism in Eukaryota, Metazoa, Chordata, Actinopteri, Cypriniformes, Catostomidae. The record is from RefSeq and is a predicted model, not a curated record. The coding region runs from base 134 to 1681 and encodes 515 amino acids.
CCCGCGGUCUGACAGCGGUGAGCGAGAGAGUGUCCGCGUUACUCUCAUCAGCUGCGGUUCCUGAACGUCUACACCCGGCGUGAUUCAUGAUCAAGCAUUCAGGUUAGGAAGGAGUUCAUUUUUCACACUCAUCAUGGCCUCUAUCUCGGAGUUUUACGCGGGGAAGAACGUUCUGAUCACGGGUGCGACGGGCUUCAUGGGGAAGGUGCUGAUGGAGAAACUUCUGCGCUCCUGCCCGGACAUUAAUGCCAUUUACAUUCUCGCACGGUCGAAGGCGGGCCAAUCCACGCAAGAGCGCGUUCAAGACAUGAUGAAGUGUAAGUUGUUUGAUCGCGUGCGUGAAGAUCAUCCAGACUUUCACGAGAAGAUCAUUCCCAUCAGCAGUGAGCUCACGCAGCCGGCGUUGGCCAUCAGUCCAGAGGACAUACAGAAACUCACUUCCUGUAUCAACAUCAUCUUCCACUGUGCCGCCACCAUCCGCUUCGACGAACCGCUCAAGCAUGCGUUGCAGCUGAACGUCAUCGCCACGCAGCAGCUCCUCUCUCUGGCGAAGCAGAUGCAGCACCUACAGGCGUUCAUCCACAUCUCCACCGCAUAUGCCAACUGCAACCGCAGACAUAUCGAUGAGGUCGUCUACCCGCCACCCGUUGAGCCCAAGAAACUCAUUGACUCGCUAGAAUGGAUGGAUGAUAGCAUUGUCAAUGACAUCACACCGCGACUAAUAGGUGACCGACCCAACACGUACACAUACACCAAGGCGCUGGCGGAGAGUGUGGUGCAGCAGGAGAGCGGCAAACUCAACAUUGGCAUUAUCAGACCGUCCAUCGUAGGUGCCAGCUGGCAGGAGCCCUUCCCAGGCUGGAUAGACAACUUCAAUGGACCAAGUGGCAUCUUCAUUGCUGCAGGGAAGGGAAUUCUGCGAACCAUGAGAGCUAGUAAUGACGCUGUGGCGGAUCUAAUUCCUGUGGACAUGGUUAUAAACCUGACGCUGGCUGCUGGGUGGUAUACCGCGGUACACAGACCAAAAACUGUACUAGUGUACAACUGCACAACAGGCGGCAUUAACCCCUUCCACUGGGGAGAAAUUGAGCAUCACGUGAUGUCCACAUUCAAAAGGAAUCCUCUGGAACAGGCCUUCCGUCGGCCCAACGCCAACAUCACCUCCAAUUACCUGAUCAACCAAUACUGGAUCCUCGUUAGUCACAAGUUUCCUGCCCUCAUCUAUGACUUCUUCCUGCGACUGUCUGGACAGAAACCACAAAUGAUGCGUAUUUUCAACCGGCUGCACAAAGCCAUCGGUCUGCUGGAAUACUUCAGCAGUCAGGAUUGGGAGUGGAACUCUGACAAUAUCACGAUGCUGAUGAGUCAAUUGAGUCCAGAGGACAGGAGGACCUUCAGCUUUGACGUUCGUCAUCUGAACUGGCCAGAGUACAUCGAAAAUUACUGUAUAGGCACCAAGAAGUACGUUCUGAACGAAGACAUGUCCGACAUUCCUGCCGCCAGACAACACUUGAGGAAGCUGAGAAACAUCCGAUACACAUUUAACACAGCGUUGCUGGUGUUUAUCUGGCGAGUCUUCAUCGCACGCUCGCAGAUGGCACGAAACAUCUGGUACUUCGUUGUGAGUUUGUGCUUCAAGUUCCUGUCGUACUUCAGAGCGUCGAGCACGCUGACACAAUGACCCCAGACCACAGGAAGUGUGUACCGUCCUCUGGGUACAAGAGAGGCGUCUUCAGCCAAUGACACACACUCGAUCCACACUGAUGCUUCUUUAGCUUUCCUCCCCGGACGCUUGUCCAACCCAACCCCUUAACGCCGUCUUGAUGACGCGUCCACUAUUUUUUAAAGGUGUCCUCUUUUAUAACGACUGUCCUUAAAACCAGUUAUAUAUGCAACCGCGUUUUCCAGUGUUUCUUCACGUUUAAUCGCCAUCCAAAAUCUGGAGAUGUUGCCUUUUUGAGACUUCUGAUGACGUUAGCCUUCUUAUAUACAGACAGCGUUCCAUCAUUGGAUGUUUUUUUACCUGGAGCUUAAACGAGUGUACUUUGAGGCUAUCCAUGAUUUACCACUAAAAAGCUUUGGCGAUUUGGCGUGUGUUUGUCCGUUCUAAUGUGUCCUCUGUUCUAAUGCCAUUUAAUCAAGCCACAAAACUCUUUUACUACAGUGUCAUGUGGCACAACAGUCAAUAGUUAGACAUUUUGGUUCUGGUUUAUUUUUGUUUUGUUUUGCUUUCUACAUUUAAAGGGAAGGACGAGUAAAACUGCAAAGUAUCUGAUGCUUAUAUAACAUGCCACUUUUUUUAUGUGUUGUCGCUAUGAGUUACUACAACUAUAUGACCUUCAACCUGAAGUUACAUUUUUUUUAUUAUUGCAUAAAGAAAAUAAAAACUUAAUGACCAUUACUAUUUUUUCUUAAUCAUAAAAAUAGAUUCCUUCACUCAAAAAUAUAUUUUAAAUUUUACGCAUUUAAAUUUCAUAACAAAAUUCCAUCAAAUUAAAUUGAGUACCGGUAAACUUUAACAAAUAACGAAAUAAAUAAAAGCUCUAAAUAUUUAGUUUUAUUAAUAAAGUUGUGUUACAAAUUUCA